This is a messenger RNA of Xiphophorus couchianus (Monterrey platyfish), 7061 nucleotides long. RefSeq names its product BCL11 transcription factor A a (gene bcl11aa). Gene Ontology annotation, molecular function: DNA-binding transcription factor activity; RNA polymerase II cis-regulatory region sequence-specific DNA binding. The coding region runs from base 320 to 3133 and encodes 937 amino acids. The transcript has 3 exons. Gene Ontology annotation, cellular component: nucleus. Lineage: Eukaryota; Metazoa; Chordata; Actinopteri; Cyprinodontiformes; Poeciliidae. Gene Ontology annotation, biological process: negative regulation of dendrite development; regulation of transcription by RNA polymerase II. The record is from RefSeq and is a predicted model, not a curated record.
CAUUUUUUUCAAUCUCUCUCCCCUUCUCUCUCUCCAUCCACCUCACUCUCUCUCUCUUUUUUCUCUGCUCUCCUUUCUCAAAAAAGCCAUGACGGCGAUCCCGCGAUCCAUCCUCGCCUCCGCGCUAUCUUUCUAUUAUUUCUAAUUUAUUUUAUUAUUUUGGUUUUUUUUUUUACUCCGUCUCCUCCACCUCCUCUGGUAGAUGUCCAAGGCGUUGGAUGAAGAUCUUUUCUCUCUUUUUUCCCCCUCCUCCUCUCCUCUGUCACCCCGGCAUCUCCCCGAUGUGAUCCGCGCUGAACGCAGCCGCUGAACAGCCACCAUGUCUCGCCGCAAGCAAGGCAAACCGCAGCACCUGAGCAAACGGGAUUUCUCGCCAGCCGAGCCCCUCUCCACGGCCGUCGUCUCGUCGGAGGAGCUGUCGGAACGCUGCUCAGAGCACUCGGAGGACAGCGGCAGCCUCAACGGCCACCAUCCGGUCCCCACCGCGGGCCGGUUGGCCCGGCUGGGUCCGGACUCUCAUCCCUCGCCGGAGCAGGACCUCCUGACCUGCGGUCAGUGCCAGGCCACCUUCCCCCUGGCAGACAUCUUGCUCUUCAUCGAGCACAAGAGGAAGCGAUGCCACGGGCCUUCCUGCCUCGCCAUAGGCAGGGGGCUGGACAAACCCCCUUCGCCCUCCCCCGGUUUGGCCCUCACCCCUUCACCUGCUCUGAACUCUCUGCGUGGCCGCAGGCCGGUUGAAGUUGGGGUUCAGGCCACGCUAGCAGACGAAGACGACGAGAGGUUCUUGUCACCUCGGGGGAUUUGCCCAAAGCAGGAGCCCCUCCCAGGUAAACAGAGCAACAUGCAUCACCUUCAGCUCUACAUGAACACAGGCGCGGCAGGUUGCAGAAAAACAGGUAAGGAGGAGCCAACCACGUAUACCUGCACAACGUGUAAGCAGUCAUACGGCAGCGCCUGGUUCUUGCUGCAGCAUGCUCAGAACUCCCAUGGCUUUCGAAUCUACCUGGAAAGUGAACAUGGCAGUCCUCUCACCCCACGCAUGGGCGGACCUUCUUCCCUUGGUGGUGGUGCUGACUGCCCUUCUCAGCCUCCCCUUCAUGGCCUCCAUUUGCCACCUGAUGCAAGCCCUUUCAACCUCCUCCGCAUCCCUGGCUCGGGCUCAGGGGGAAGGGACAGCGUUGGAGCAGGAGGUGCCAUUGGCUCUGGUGUUCCUGGAGGCCAUCAUCAGCGUUUCCCCCCAACACCUCCUCUCUUCAGCCCCCCUCCGCGAAACCAUCUGGAUCCCCACCACCUGAGCCCAGAGGAGCUGGCGCUGGCAGCCCACCACCCGAGUGCCUUUGACAGGGUGCUGCGCCUUAAUCCUCCUCUGCCUCUAGACCCACCUCCGACAAUGGACUUCUCAAGGCGUCUACGGGAACUGGCGGGCAACACCUCAGGGUCUACUCCCCCGCUAUCACCCAGCCGGCCAAGCCCCAUGCAGCGCUUACUGCAGCCAUUCCAGACAGGAGGAAACGGAGGUGCAGGGGGUGCAGGGGGCAGCAAACCUCCAUAUCUUGCUACUCCACCACCACUACAAGGCUCAAUGCAGUCACCUGUGGGCUCACAAACCACUCCUCCAACCCCUCUCCCUACAGCAGGACCACCCUCUUCCUCCAACACCCAGUUGAAAUCAAAGUGUUGUGAGUUUUGUGGCAAAGCCUUUAAGUUCCAGAGUAAUUUAAUAGUGCAUCGGCGCAGCCACACAGGAGAGAAGCCGUACAAAUGUCACUUGUGUGAUCAUGCAUGCACACAAGCCAGCAAACUGAAACGACAUAUGAAGACGCACAUGCACAAAUCAUCCUCGCCAAACACGGGCAAGUCAGAAGAUGGUCUAUCAAUAGCCUCAUCCCCAGAGCCUGGCACUAGUGAGCAUAUAGGUAGUGCAAGCAAUGCACUUAAAUCAGUGGUGGCCAAGCUGAAAAGUGAAAAUAAUCGCAUGUUACGAGAAAAUGGGGAGGAGGAAGAAGAGGAAGAAGAGGAGGAAGAAGAAGAAGAGGAGGAGGAGGAAGAAGAAGAGGAGGAGGAAGAGGAGGGGGAAGAGGAGGAAGUACAGAAUGGGGAGAGGCCACCCAAGCGAAACAACAGCUAUCACUUUGGACUGAGCCUGGAAGCAGCACGGCAGCAUGAAAACAGCAGCAGUAUUGGAAGUCGACUGGGCGGAGUGGCUGAUGAGACGUCUAUCCCUCGUUCACUGCCAGAGGUCAUGCAGGGAAUGGGUCUGGCCGCCAGCAUGCAGCAUUUCAGUGAAGCCCUCAACGCACACAAACGCAACGCCAUGGCCCAGGAGAACCACCUGCACCACCAUCUCAGCAGAGACCAUCACCACAGUCGGGACAUGUGCGAUGGAGACUCUAUCUUGGAAACAGAACGCGUAGAGGAAGGCACUGUUUCUGCAGUAAAUGGACGAGGAGUGUCUCCUAAUGAAUCUUCUUCAAUUGGCCUCUCAAAGAAACUGCUUCUGGGUAGCCCCAGUCCACUUAGUCCCUUCUCAAAACGUAUUAAACUGGAGAAAGAAUUUGACCUGCCUACCCCCACAAUCCCUAAUACAGAAAACGUCUACUCCCAAUGGUUGGCUGGCUAUGCUGCCUCUCGACAACUCAAGGACCCCUUUCUCAACUUUGGGGAUUCCAGACAAUCGCCUUUUGCAUCAUCAUCUGAGCACUCUUCAGAGAAUGGCAGCCUGCGUUUCUCGACCCCUCCAGGAGAACUGGAUGGGGGAAUGUCAGGUCGCAGUGGGACAGGCAGCGGGGGCAGCACGCCCCACCUUGGGGGUCCUGGGAGACCCAGUUCCAAGGAUGGACGCAGGAGUGACACUUGUGAGUACUGUGGAAAGGUUUUCAAGAACUGCAGUAACCUGACAGUACACCGGCGCAGCCACACAGGAGAGAGACCCUACAAGUGUGAGCUGUGCAAUUACGCGUGUGCCCAGAGCUCCAAACUUACUCGCCACAUGAAGACCCAUGGUCAGGUGGGCAAAGAUGUGUACAAGUGUGAAAUUUGUCAAAUGCCCUUCAGUGUUUACAGCACCUUGGAGAAACACAUGAAAAAAUGGCACAGUGACCGUCCCUUGAGUACCGAAAUAAAGUCAGAGUAGAAGGCAGAACAAUGAGACCUUUUCCUUUGCAACUGGGUCGCCAACAGUCAAGUGUUUAUUCCUAGCCCCCUUGUAGAUUUUCCCCAAUCCCAAACCUCCCCUUUCACCAACCUGGUGGAAGCCUAAGACCAUGUGCUCUGCACCAGCACACCUUGUUUCCAUUACCCAUCGAAUGCAUGAUCUGUAUUGGGGCAAUACUCUUGCAUUGACGCAAAACUUCGAGCCUUUCUCUUGUGCAAUAAUUUACAUGUUGUGUACUAUUUCCUUUUAUUGAGUUUUCUUUUUUUCCCCCAUUUUUAAGAAUUAGUCAGCAUGCAUAGUAUGUUUUUUGCUAAUCAAAAAAGAAAAGAAAAAAAGAAAAGAAUUUGUCCCUGGUUGGUUAGUUGUUGAGUAAAUGUGUUGCUGUUUUUCUCUCAUUCAGUUAUUUUCUUUUUAUUCUUUAAAAAGAAAAAAAGAGAAGAAAGAUACAUCCAUGCUGCGUACAUUCUGUAACACAUAUCAUGUACAGCUUUGUUUUGUAACAUGGAAAGUGAACAGUCUUUUUACUUGACCCUCUUUUUACUACCCUGGAAAUGCACUUAUCCUGAUCUUUCUAAAAGAUGCCAUGUUCACACAGGGUUUAAAAGAAGAAAAGAAAAUCAUGUUAUCUGGCUUGACUACUAAACUGAAAGUGAUGACAGGCCUCAAAUUUCUUUCAAAAAGACAAAAAAGUGUGUUAAGAACUCAAUUUGUACUAUCAUUUGGAGGAUUAAGGAAGAGUGCCUUUGAUAUUUCAAAACUGCAUUGGCCAUAAUUUUAUCUGGUUUAAGUUUGGGGUCACACAGACGAAGCUGAAAGAGUUAACGCAGAAAAAGGUCCUUGCAUCAAGCACCUGAAGACUCAAAUGGACAACUCAUGAUGAAAGAUCAAAAUCAUCAUUUAGCUACCUUUAACAUGUUUAAUAGGCUAUCUAUAAUUGGAAAUUUUAUGACAAGCAUGGUACAAGCAGUAUUGUGUAUAUCUGAAUUACUUGUAGAUUUGUUUUUGGUAUGGUGGAGCUUUUGAGAGAAAGGUAAUCUAUGAUGAAAUGUACAAUCCUGAACUUGAGGGAUGAGGCGCAGAGUGUCACAUGUCUGCGUUAGCACAAACCUACAAUGCUGCUUCAGCAUGUCAGUGUGUGGAACAAUGCAUAAAGUAAUAUGUGAGCUCAAAUUUAAGCUAACUUUACUUAAGAGCAGUGAAAAAAAAAAUACAAGGUAGACAGAAAGAAAGCAAAACAGAACUGGAAACAACGUAUGCUUUAUGGUAUACACGGCAAUGUUUUUCACUUUACAACUCCAAACACGGCCAUCAGCAGAGAAAGAGACACUUGCAAAAACAUAUAUCUGUGUUUUAGGGCUUUUGAAAAAUCUUUUAAUGCUAACCAAUAUGCAUACAUUGGCUCUUAAAACUGUCCACAGCUUUGUGGAAAUGUCAGGUUUUUGUGAUUUAAAAAAUAAUAUUACAAAUCAAUUUAACAUGUUUUCCACACUCAAAAUGAAAUUAUUCCUCCACAAUUCAACUAAAAAAAACCCCAAAACAGAUCUUCUAGAAUAAGGAAAAAGUGAAAUCUGGACAUGUACAUCCCUGAACUAAUGCUUCAAUGAAGCAUAAUUUGAUUACAUUUCAACAUUCACUCUUUGGUUGGAGCCUAAAAGUGUCCUACAUCUUCACUUGUCAAUAUUUGCAGACUUCUGCAUUAAAGAUGGAAAAAUAUUUGAAAAAUUGUAUUUCACAAUGGCGGUAAUCACAAAAACCUGCUGUUUUAACAUUGGUGUGUACACUUUUGCGAGUCAUUGUAGGUUAACACAGGGCGCGUUAUAUUUCAUUUUGGUUCGCUUUCUAUUGAUUUUAAACCCAUAAGAGGCUUUUGUUUAUUCAGUUUCAUUCAUGCUGUUCGAUGUAAAGCACUACGUGUGCAUUGUCCCACAUCCAUGCAGAGAUGGUACAUGGACUGAGUCUACAAGCUGGAUUUGUUUGACAUGAAGUGCACUGUUUUUAGUUUUCCCAGUUUACAAGUUUACGCUGAAGGGGAAAAUCUUUGUAAUGCUGUCAGAUGAUGAGGAUCCCUUUGUUGCGAGCAGUAAAAAAAAAGGCGCACAAAAUCUUUUUGCAAGCAGCUUCAUCACCCCUGACCUCUGUAUCCCCGCCAUUUCACCCUUGACCGUUUGUUAACCCUGGAAACCCAAGAGCACACUCUCCUCCCAACUAACCACUGCUCCCACAUAGUAGCAAACUAAAUGCACUUCUCCUGGCUUUAUUAACAACCACUUUUUUUAAAAAUAAGUUGUGAUUUAUCAUCAUCUGAGCAAGUUGCUGCCUGGAAAACAGACACUCCGAUCUUGUUGCUCACACCAUUAGACUCUGUUUUUGUAGAACUUCUCCUUUAAACACGGGCAUAAAUAGAACAUUUUUUCACAAACAGAGCUAUGCUAUGUUUUAGUGGGAAAUGUUUUACGUUUUGUUACUGCAUCUCAAUGGCAUCCAAUACUCCCGUCACAGUAUAUAUGAGGUGAAACAUUUCAGAAACGUUAGAAAAAAAAACAACAAUUUUUUUGCUGAUUUUUUUUUGUUUCAUUUUGCUUUUCUUUUUUUUUUGCCUUGGUUCUUUACGGCUCUUCAGGUUGAAAUACAAUUUGCAUUGGGGAAAGGAUUAAGAUUAUAUAUGAAUAUAUAAUAAAGAACUUAAAAUAUAGGAAAAUGCACAGUCAUGUCAGUUCCUAUACUUAAACACAUUUAUGGUCUACUUUUUCUGUAUUUCUAGAAUUGUAUUUGAAUUCAAUGUUCACUUAGAGUAGGCACUAUAGUAUUUAUAUUGAGGCUCGUAUUUUUAACUGUUGCUUGUUCUCUCUAAAGGUAUUUGCCAUACCUGUUUUGGUAGUGGAAAAAAACCCAAGCUGCCACGGUAUAUUUUUUUAAUUUGGCAGGAUAAUAUAGUGCGAAUUAUUUGUAUGUCUAAAGAAAUAAAAUAAAACGAUAAAAAAAAGAACAUCCCAUAAAAAAGCAGCUAAAAUGUGUGGCAUUGGGAGGCGUCGCAGGCCAUCAGAUGGCUGCUGCUUUGGUUCCUGCUGUCCAUAGAGGUGUUUGUACAUAUCUUCUUUGUUUUUGUUUUUUUUUAAUUCGCACUUCUUUCUCCUCCCUCUGCUGCCAUUCCUGUAUGCAGUACUGAAAGCUGACGUUGACCUGUUCUGUUGUGUGCUUUUGUCUCCCUCACCUCUCCCACCUGACAACAUUCCAACAUCAAGAAGAGAGGAGGAAAAAAAAUCUAAAGAUAAAAAAAAUUAAUAUGCAGUACAUGGAUUACUUAAAAAAAAAAAAGUUAGAAUAAAUACAUUUAAAAAGAAAUAAAAUGUUUUUGCAUUUUCUUUUCCAUUGCCAAAUACUAAAUGGUGCUUUAUAUUUAGAUUGGGUGAAUAUACUUUCAUAUGCAAAGCAUAUUUAAAAAUGACCAGGGGGAUGUGGAGAAGCCUGCUUGAGUUGAGACUUUUUUUGUAAAUGGCAAUGCGGAAUAUUUUGUUAUCAGCCUUUUCUAUUCCUGUUCUGAGAGCUGUUUGUUGUAACUUGAACAUGAACUUUAUCUUUUACAAUGGGAGCUACUAUUUAUUAUUACCUAUAUGCUCUGUUCUGAACAGAGACAUGGAAUGGAGUCAUAUAUUUUUGGUUUGUUUUUAUUUUAUUCUUUUGUUUUGGUUAUACUAUAAUUUUAUUUUGUUUUCUUUUCUAAUGGUGGCCAGUGGUCAUUGGACAAAACAAGCUCUAUGAUUUCUGUUGUACCUGUUUGGGAUCUCUGUUCAGUUGUAUUGGGAAUACCACUGUCUGUGUUUUCUGGCAGAUGUCUGCAUAAUCCUGUUCACACGCCCAUUUUGUCCCUUUAUUGAAAAAUGAUUAAUAAAAAAAGAUGAAAGUGUAA